UCCAAGCUCAUGUUUUUCAACAUUAAAGAUAAAAUCAAAUGUACAUAUCGGAUAUGAAUAUGCAUUCGAUGUGAAUAUUCUUUUAAAGUUUUUCCAUGUAUAUCGAAGGUCUUUGAAAAAUCAUAUCUCCGUAACUAUGUCCAAAUAUGCAUCAAACACAGAUGUUCCACGCAAAAAAAAAAGUCCUAAGUAGCAAAGACCAGAUAUCAUGCUACUCAGACUAAGGGCUCCUUUGGUUUGUCAUUGCAUACCAGUGAGGUGCAGUGGGGGGAAAAUGGCAGCAACCUCACUGGUCAGCCCUUUGGUUCAACAUGCCAGUCCGGUGAGAAGCAGCCUCCACCACGCUGGUCAGCCCCAAAUCAACUGGCGAUUUUUGGUCCGAUUUCAACUAUUGCUGGUGAAUUGAGAUACACCGAUGCCAUGAAACUGCAGAAUCAGAUCAGCUGGAGAGCCGCCUUCACCUAGGGCUGCUCACGCUGCAGUCGCGGUUGGCACCACGGUUGUGUUUCAGGCCUGUAAAACAGCAGAAUCAUCACUAAAGAUUGCCGCAUUUAUAUCAUUUUAUGGUGUAUUGGUUAUUUUAUUGGUUUAUUUGUUUCAUUGGCUAGGGUGGAAUAGGACCAGCUGGUCAUUCUACUGAUGAUUACGUGCUUGAUCUGACCAAUGAUAAGUUUAAAUGGAAUCUCCGCAUUCGGAGCAGUUUUGCACGUAAUAUCCACUUCUCUUCUUGGUAUAGUUGCAAUAACUAUGGCGAACACAAUUGCUGGUGAAGAAACAGUGCAUAAACUUGCUUCACUUUUGCUCAUAGUUCUUGGUGGUAGCUAUAUAUUGUUGUUUUUGUCUGGUAAGGGUGGACACAGUCAUUCUCAUAACCAACCCAUGGAGAAAAUGGCCGUCGCUGGCCUUGUCCUCUUUCCAGCAUUGUCUCCUUUUGCAACCACUCUUCCUGUGUUCCUAGCUGUCGGAAAUUCGUCUUCCAUGAUGGUACUUGCCAUUAUAGUGUUGCUAUUCAGGUAUACAUGACAAACGACUUUGAAAAUUUGAGAAUGGCUUAUUCAAUUUGAUUUUUAUUUAUAAAUAGUUAGUUGGCAGUUUAGUUGAAAGAGAGCUUAUUUUCAUGUGUUUCCAAUUGGUAUAGCAUCUUCAGUUAACUAUAGACUGGUGUUAACAUACAAGUACUUUGAUGUAUGUCUUCAACUUUUAUCAUGCAUAUUGAUUUUAAUCUUUUUCUUCUUU
Molecule: messenger RNA, 1236 nt
Organism: Gossypium raimondii (Peruvian cotton)
Lineage: Eukaryota; Viridiplantae; Streptophyta; Magnoliopsida; Malvales; Malvaceae
Exons: 3
Coding region: 664-1023 (119 amino acids)
Source: RefSeq, a predicted model, not a curated record